GAGCACAAUAUGACGUUGGAGCAUAAGCUGAAGGUCCAGGAAGCUCUGCUUAAAGAAGGAUUUAGAAAGAAAUCUGAGGAGAUGAAUGCAGAGAUAAAUCGUUUGAAAAAUAUGAUUGAUAAUACUAAAGAUGAUGAUACUCCCUGGCUGGCAGUAGCCUUGGACAAAUUUGGCAAAAAGAUCUCUUCACUAUUGUGCGCUCCAGUCAAACUUCUUGGUCAUAUUGUGAGUGGUGUGAGCUCCCUAUUUAAAAUGAAGUAGCUCUUCUUUUAAAGAAAUUAUAGAUACACAAUAUAUGUACAUGCUCUGGCCUAUGUUUGGUGUGAAUGCUUUUCACUUGCAUUCAGCAAAUCUUUAAAUAUAAAAAGUGGUUACUAGAAAAUAUCAAUGCCUGGCCCACAUUAGAUAGAAUAAAUGCACUUUGAUAUAGCAUGUUCACUUUUAGGAAAUAUAUGUGUGCAAAAUCAUAUAUAUGUAUAUAUACAUACAUACAUACAAGAGGCCCGUUGAGGCAUCCCUUUUAAUGGCAAAAGAUUGGAAACUACUUAAAUGUCCAUCUAUAUAAACUGGUAAUAUACAUUUUCCAUGUACAUAUACUGGAAUACUAUGUAGCCAGUAAAAAAAUUGAUAGUGGAGGUUUAUAUGUAUAAAUAUAGAACAACCUUGAAGAUAUAUAGUAGAGUGAAAAAAAUGAGGUACAAAACAGUUUGUAUAAUCUGUUCACCAUAAAAAAUGCAAUUAUUAUGUGCACUCAUAUAUAUGUACACAUAGAACGCCUCUGGAAGAUUCAUUAGAAAGUGGUAUCAUUGGUUCCUUCUGGGGAGAACAGCUUGGCAUUCGUGAUGGAAGGGACACACACUUUUCAUUAUAUCCUCUAUCUUCUCAAUUCUGUAAAGAAAGCUUGUAUUAUCAUUUCUCAAAUGACAAAGAAAACAUAAAGUAUAAUACUAAAAAUGAUAAUAAAUGGAAUGUGAAAUUGACUAUUAGAUGAUGAAAUUGCUCAUUGCUUCUAGAAAUGACAUCAGUCUGUUCAAUGAGUUGGAUCAGAAUACUAGAAAGCAUAAAAUUUGCAUCCUAAUCUUGUUUUCACUUUGGCUGUGUUUUUAAUCCCUUAUAUUUCUUCAAAAAGAAGGUAUAAACUUUCCUGUUACCCCUUGAAAUCUCAGCUAGAGGAGAAUGCAGCUGACAUAUUUUGAACUGUUAUUGCCUAUAGCCAUAAUGCUAAGCUCUUUCGCUAGACUCUUUAAUCCUUCAAAUAACAUUAAGAAGCAUCUACGCUUAUUGUCAACAUUUUAAAGAUCUGAACGGAGAGGCUUAGCAAGUUAAACGAACUUGCCUAAAGUUACAGACAGCAAGUAGCAGAGGAAAACAGCAGCACAUUUUAGAGGCAGUAUUUCACAUUGGGAAGAGCAAUAUAGGAAAGCACCAGACAUCCUGGGUUUGUAGAACUGAACAUAGUUCUGA
Lagenorhynchus albirostris (white-beaked dolphin) is the source of this 1464-nucleotide messenger RNA. RefSeq names its product guanylate-binding protein 6-like. Lineage: Eukaryota; Metazoa; Chordata; Mammalia; Artiodactyla; Delphinidae. Gene Ontology annotation, molecular function: GTPase activity; GTP binding. The transcript has 2 exons. The record is from RefSeq and is a predicted model, not a curated record. Bases 10 to 261 code for a protein of 83 amino acids.